AUGCCACCUGCUGUCUCGCCGAUGCCGUUCACGACGCCGGUCACGGUACCGCAGCACCACGCACCACAGGCGGCCGCGCAGGCGUUGCCGCCGUGCCAGACGGACCCGCAGCAGCGAGCAAAUGGCCGCCAAGCUCCUCAAGCGCCAAGCCCGCGAAAGCGGAUCUGCCCCGUCCGCGAAGACAUUUACGCCCAGUGCUUUGGUGCGCAUAUCCACGUGCUCACGGAAGUGAAGCGCGAGUACGAAAACAAGGUGCUCGAACUCACCAACAAGCUCGAGGUCGACCUGAAGUGA
Saprolegnia diclina VS20 is the source of this 294-nucleotide messenger RNA. RefSeq lists its product as hypothetical. Bases 1 to 294 code for a protein of 97 amino acids. The record is from RefSeq and is a predicted model, not a curated record. The transcript is spliced from 3 exons. Lineage: Eukaryota; Oomycota; Saprolegniomycetes; Saprolegniales; Saprolegniaceae.